This is a messenger RNA of Phialemonium atrogriseum, 2637 nucleotides long. RefSeq names its product RabGAP/TBC. The transcript is spliced from 5 exons. Bases 1 to 2637 code for a protein of 878 amino acids. Lineage: Eukaryota; Fungi; Ascomycota; Sordariomycetes; Cephalothecales; Cephalothecaceae. The record is from RefSeq and is a predicted model, not a curated record.
AUGCCGGAACACGAGGGCUCUCUCAGUCCAGAGGCAAAGGAGCAGAGAAUGUCCUCGCCAGACGAUUCCGAGAAGGAAACAGAGGCCUUCGAAGAUGCUGUUGACACGGGCUCGAUUCGCUCCCUGACUAAACGAAAACCGUCCACUCCCCAGCAAAAAGCAAACCAGAGAGCAGAACAGGCAAAUGUGAGAGCAGAGUCUGACGUGGAGGAUGAGUCUCCAAAGCCUGUUGUGGAGGAGGGAAACCCAGACAGAGGAGAGCAGGAGCAAGAGGAAAAGAAUAAGUCCACGCAGCGUUUAUCUGCCACGUCGGCUGUAUCUCUAGAUAAUGUCAGCCUGGACGACGACUCGGCCGCUGCUCAAAAAGAGGACAAGAGUCCCUUGGAAAAAGAGGCGUCGAGAACGAUUUCCUUGAGCAGCAUCACCAACGCCCUGCCGUCGAUGCCAUGGUCCCCCCCAGCCACAAACGAACAACUCCCUAGAAGCCAAGUUGCCUCCCCACCCGUACUCGCUGCAGCACCACCGCCUCCAACAAGAAAGCUCACCAGUGCAUUCUCGUGGUUGUCGAGGAAUUCCACCAAGGACCCGACUGCAGUCUCUCCACCAGCAGCCAUAUCUCCGAGGAGGAAUACGGCAAGCUCGAUCGCAACUCUGACUAGUAAUCCCGAGAUGAUGCUCAGCAAACUGGAAGAGGAGAGAGACGGGGAUGCUGGCAUAAAUGGGAUGAGAAACAGCCUGAAAGAUCGAUUCAAGUUGCUGCGGAUGAGGGAGGAAGCAGGCCUCGCCAUGCCGAACCCCGAAGACGACAAGACCGGCAGCACCAUCGGCAGUUUGAUAAGCAGGACGGGAACAGUUGGCCUUGGCAUCCCCUCGAGCAGCUCCAGUGGAAACGACGAAAGGGAAGGGGGCCUGGCUAUUCAACCCCCCUCAUCACCCGUCCCUCCCAGCCCCAAUCCUAACCUGGCGCCAGGGACAGCCUCGGGCUUCACUGCCGGGCCAUCUGCUAUGGCCGAUGUGCCUGUGGACUGGGACCUCUGGCAGUCGGUUGUCUACGAGGGCCCUGCUGCCGUGGCACGUACGAGUGCCGAGGAGUUGAACAAGGCCAUAGCAACUGGCAUCCCCAAUGCCAUACGUGGGGUUAUCUGGCAGGUGCUGGCCCAGAGCAAGAACGAGGAGUUGGAAGUGGUAUACCGAGAGUUAGUUGCUAGAGGCACAGACAAGGAAAGGAAGCGGAAUAGCAAUGGCACGGCGAGCACAACCAGCAAUGGCAACCUCAGCAUCCAGAGGGAGCCCAUGUCGUCGGCAUCCUCAGUCCACUCGGACCAGGCCGGUGCAAUUAAUGGCAGUGGAACUCCCUCUCCCACCGAGAGGGACUCAGAGGCCGCCCUGAGGUUGCAUACUACAGCAGCAGUGGAGCGGAAGCAGAAAGAUAAAGAGGAUGCUGCAAUGCUGCAGAAGCUGGAGAAGGUCAUUCGGAGAGAUCUCGGCGCCCGGACCAGCUACUCCAAGUUUGCAGCGGCACAAGGGCUGCAAGACGGCUUGUUCGGUGUCUGCAAGGCCUAUGCUCUGUUUGAUGAGGGGGUUGGAUAUGCACAAGGGAUGAACUUCCUCGUCAUGCCCAUCCUGUUCAACAUGCCCGAGGAGGAAGCUUUCUGUCUCCUGGUCAGGUUGAUGAACCAGUAUCAGCUGCGUGACCUCUUUAUCCAGGACAUGCCCGGCCUCCACAAGCACCUCUACCUAUUUGAGCGGCUAUUGGAAGACUUGGAACCCGCAUUAUACUGCCAUCUCCACCGGCGAGGCAUUUCUCCUCACCUGUAUGCCACUCAGUGGUUCCUGACACUCUUCGCCUACCGCUUCCCGCUUCAGCUUGUACUCCGCAUCUACGACCUAAUCUUCUCCGAGGGUCUAUCGGCGAUUCUCCGGUUCGGCAUCGUGCUCAUGCAAAAGAACGCGGCUGCCCUUCUCACCAUGUCGGACAUGGCUCAACUCAGCACCUUCCUGAAGGACCGCCUUUUCGACGUGUACAUCGAUGCAUCGCCCUCGUCGAACUCGAUCCUGGAGAAUGGGUUUUUCGGCAGCAGCUCAUCUAGCAUCGACAAGGAGGUCUAUCGCGCCGAUCAACUAGUGCGCGAUGCCUGCGAGGUGAAGAUCACCCCGGAGCUCCUGAAAUCCUACACGGUAGAAUGGGAGGAGAAGACAAGGGUAGAGAAGGAGCGGGAGGCCGAGAUCCAAGAGCUCAGGUCUGCAAAUACCGGCUUUGCCAUCAAGGUCCGGCGGCUCGAGGAGCGCAUCGAGGCUGUGGAUCGUGAGCAGGCAGCCCUAGCCACCGAACUCGUGCACACCAAGGUGCAGAACGAGGAGCUCACGGACGAGAACGAGAGCCUCAAGGGCCAGGUGCGUGAGCUCAAAAUCGUCAUCGAAAAACAGCCGAUGGAGAUCGAGGAGACGUGGAAACUGGAGAGGGAUGACCUCAUGAAGCGGAAUGAGAGAGUACACGAGGAGAAUCAGAAGCUGGAGAAGGAGCUCUCGGAGCUGGAAGAGGAGUUGGUCCAGACCAAGAUGCGUUAUGCAGAGAUCAACUCCCAGCACGAGACGCUCACGCGGAGGUGGACUGACCUCAAGCGACAAUUUGAUUGA